AUGCGACGAAAAAGUUUUUGUCGUGGCACUAAAGUUGGAUGUCGGCUCGUACUUGCACAACGAAAAUCAGAGUUUUGCGCGACGAAAUCUUGGACAACGAAUUAUAUUUUCAUCGGACAAAGGUUAGUCUUCUUCAAAUCUGAGUUUUGCCAUGGCAGAGGCAGAAAGCUAAGAAUUUCUGCCUCUGCUGCUGCUGCUUCUCCUAGGAAUUCACUACAUUUAGUAGAGAUAUUUGAUGUGAUUAGCAGUUGGUGGAGAACAAUUGAGAAGAAUCCAAAUAGAUACGCAGAGGAAUACUUGGAUGGAAUCGAUGAUUUUAUUGACUUUGCACGUACACAUAACCCGGGUGCAACUAGAAUUCGAUGUCCGUGUAGGAGGUGUAACAACACAUUGUGGGAGACAAUUGAAAAUGUCCGAUUUCAUUUAGUAAGAAGUGGAAUGAUUGAGACAUAUAGCACUUGGAACCAUCAUGGGGAACAAUUAGACAAAGCUUCCUCUUCAAGGGCCACAAGAGUGGACAAUGUUGAACCUAUUUUGGAUCCUAAUGAACAUGUCAUGGAUAUUAUAAACGAUGCUUUUUCAUUUGCAUCAACCAACAUCAAUCAAGAAGAGGAAGAUGACAUGCCUACAUCAAUAGACAAUGCGAAGCUCAAACAGUAUGAAAAACUGUUAAAAAAUGUCAACCAGAGUUAUACCGGGGUGCGAUAG
This is a messenger RNA of Prunus armeniaca (apricot), 708 nucleotides long. The record is from the annotation of a GenBank genome assembly. Lineage: Eukaryota; Viridiplantae; Streptophyta; Magnoliopsida; Rosales; Rosaceae.